Messenger RNA from Toxoplasma gondii ME49, 3171 nucleotides. Its product is annotated as AMP-binding enzyme domain-containing protein. The record is from RefSeq and is a predicted model, not a curated record. Gene Ontology annotation, cellular component: endoplasmic reticulum; membrane. The coding region runs from base 1 to 2601 and encodes 866 amino acids. NCBI's taxonomy places the organism in Eukaryota, Apicomplexa, Conoidasida, Eucoccidiorida, Sarcocystidae. The transcript has 4 exons. Gene Ontology annotation, molecular function: long-chain fatty acid-CoA ligase activity.
AUGCCUGUCUCGGGCGCUCGUGCUUCUUGCGGCGACAGCUACUCCGUGCUCGCGACGCAACUCGCUAGAGUCAGGCGAACCUUUUUUCUCAGCGCGGGGGAUGUCGUCACGCGAAAGAAGCACGCUUUUGACGCGGUAAGUUUGGUUUUUGGGUGGAAGCUUUCCGCGUCCUCGGGCGUCGUCAACGAGUGCAGCCGUCUCAAUCUUGUGGACAUCCGGCCAGCAACGUCGGAAAAAGAGUCUCUUUUCCAGAGAUGUUCUGAAACUCGGCGCAGGAAACCUCUCGGCUUUCUGGACACGAUGAUAUACGCGACCCCUGUUGGCAGUCCAGGUCCGGGCGAAAGCGCGACAUGGCAGUCUACGGGAUUUGCGGCUUACUCCGCAAGCCCGAUGCCUUUGGGGGAGAGCUCCUACAGAACGCUGUUGGACCCAGAUCUGCAAGUCGCUUCGUUCGCAGGUUCCCGGAUUCUCGAUCCCCUGACAGACGACGACUGGUGGGAGAGCGCGUACGGCAUUUUCUUGGUGGGAGUGUCCGCGCAUGCAGGGCCUGAGAAGCCGUGCAUUGGCGAACGGAGAAGUGCAGCCAUUGCUGACGGCUUUGACUACACUACCUACGCACAAGUCGACGAAACCGUCCGCGCGCUCGGUUCGGGGCUCGCGGACCUUAUGCGAAAGGACGGAAUCAAACUGGAGACGUUCCCCGACGAAGAGCGAAAUGACGGCAAGUUUGCCAACGUCGGCAUUCUCCUCCAGUCCAGAAAAGAGUGGCUCUUCACGGACUUGGCCGUCUCCGCCUACCCUCCACUCACUUCGGUCACCCUCCACUACACCUUCCCUGCUGAGCAUGUCAAAAGCAUCGCCGAACAGUCCAAGCUCUCGUGCAUUGUCACCGACGUAGACAAGUUGAAGCUCCUCGCAGAGUUGAAGCCGUCGCUUGGGGAACUGAAGACCAUCGUUGUGAUGAGCGCGAGGUCGCCUCUGGAUCCGCCAGAAGAGCUGGAUCUCUCAGGAGAGAAAAAAGAGUUUGCGGCGCUCGGCGUUGAGUUGCUCUCCUUCGACGAAGUGAUUGAUAUCGGCAGGAAGCACCCGACGCGUCCGGUGGUCAAGCAAGACCCAGAGCGCGUGUUCACCAUUGUCUAUACUUCUGGAACGACGGGCAAUCCGAAGGGCGUGAUGCUCACAAACAGGAACUGGGUGGCGGUGAUUCGCGCGCUGCACAUUCAGAAUCGCACGACACUGGGGAUCACUCCCGACUUUGUGCACAUUUGUUACUUGCCGCUGUCACACGUCUUUGAGAGGGUGAUUGAGUACGCGGCGCUGGCACACGGCGUCCGCAUCGCGUUUUUCUCCCGGAAGCGUGAACUGAUUCCUGACGACUGGCGUGCGGCGCAGCCGUCGCUCGUCUUGAUGGUUCCGAAGCUCGCGACGACUUUGCUGGAGAAGAUCGAGGCGCGUCUAAACGCGCAGCCGCUGGUGAAGCGGCUCCUGGUCGGUUUCGCGGUCUCGCGAAAGCUGCGGUCGCCGUCGAAGGGGUCCCAGCCGAGUUUUCUCUACGACGCGGUGCUCGGGGGUUCGCGCAUCAUGCGCGAGCGGAUCUUUGGGUCUGCGGACAACAUGAAGUUCGCGGCGUGCGGCGGCGGGAAACUGGACCCCGCGGUCCAGCAGAAACUCGAGAAAUAUCUCGGCCUGAACAUCAUCCAGGGGUGGGGCAUGACCGAGACGGCGGGCGCCGGGAGCUGGCAGGCGUACCGCGGCGACGAUGCGUACGACAGCGUAGGCGGUCCGACGGCUUGCAUGGAGGUGAAAGUUCGUUCCUGGGAGAGCUAUGACGCGACCAGGGCGGAGCGCCCGCAGGGCGAGCUCCUCGUCCGCGGAGACAACAUCUUCGCCGGCUACUUUCGUCAGAAAGAGCUGACGGCGGAGAGUCUCGUCUUCGACGAUGGUGUCGGCGGAUCUGGGAAGAAGCCGUGGCUCCUCACCGGCGACGUCGUCGAGAUCCAGCCGAACGGCUCGAUGAAUAUCAUUGACCGGAAGAAGAGUCUGAUAAAACUCGCGCAGGGCGAGUACCUGCAGACGGAGAAACUGGAGGGCAUCUACGGCGCCAGUGCGUUCGUCGACAACAUCUUUGUCCACGGCUACGACUCGCAGUCGUACCCCGUCGCCGUCGUGGUGCCGAACCGGCAGAAAGUCCUGGCGUGGGCAAGGACCGCGUACGGAAGACGCGCGGAAGCCGAACGCGAGAGCGCAGCUCAGAGCGACGAGACGCUCUUCAAGACCGCGCUGGCGGACUUUGAGUUGAAGAAGGAAGUCCUUGCGGACUUCGACCAGCUCGCGAGAGAGGCCGACCUCCUCGGUUUCGAGAAAGUCAAAAACGUCUUCCUCACUGCGGACGUGUGGACCCCAGAGAACGGCAUGCUGACCCCGACCUUCAAGUCGAAGCGCACGCUGCUGGUCCGCAAGUACACGCCCGAGAUCGACGAGCUGUACAGACAGCUGGUGAACAAACAAUUCGUGGCGGAUGUGAACUCCGCAGUGGCUCUCAGAGACGCGCCGUGGUGGAGUCGCUUUCUCCUGCCCUGGCUGCGGUCGUGGUGGUCGUAGAAAAUCACUUUUCCAUCCCGACACACACACACAUACAUACAUCGCAGGGAAUGCACGAAAACGCAAAUACACGCUGGAACGCCGCGUCCGCACACGCGUUUUUCGCGUGGAGUGGAUUGAGCGGUUCGCGGAAGCGAUUGCCGAACAGCGUAUGGAGGAACAGCUGCAGCCUCGCACUGACACACAGAGUGCCGCGAAAAAAACGCCGCGGCACGCACUGGAAGUGUGUUGUAUACAGUUCGAAAUGUUUGUGCGACGGCUCCAGAGAGUGCUUUGUUGGUGAGACGUGGAAACCUGGCAUGCUGGCAAGAUGUGCAGGACUUUUGAACGCGCUGUGUACUUCUGCGUAGAGCAACGCACUUCUCGAUGCCGUAUUAAAACUAACUGCGCAAACUGACGCGGUGGGAAACAGGCAGGCGCCGAAGCCAGGUCAACCUGACGCUGGACGCUUUCAUUUGUCCGAGUCCGCGAGAAAAACUGUCGUGUCGAGUCACGAGUUCGAGAGGUUAGUUGCGCCAGAGAAAGGGAGGAAGACGCGCGCAGUUGCUUCUUCGUCGGUGUAGGGAAUCC